GUCGUAAGAGAAUUUUUAUUCGAUUCGUAAUGGCGGCGACGCGAGCGCGCUCUUGCGGCGACGUGGAUAACGAACGACGCGAAUAUAGGCGCGUUAAGUGGCGCGCACCGCGACAGCGCGAAGUCAGUCUCGUCUAGUCCGCCGAACGAUACGUAACGCGUAGAUCGCUCUGCUCGCAUCUCUCUCUCUCUCUCUCUCUCUCUCUCUUUCUCAUUUCGAUCGCGUACAGUUAUUAUACACGUCCCUCUCAUCAUUCGGUCCAAUGUCUUUACGAUUAUGUUAGCGAAGUCGACGCGUCGCCUCUCGGCCGGCAGCGUCUCGUCUGUCGUGCGAAUUGUAUAUAUCAAGCGUUGUCGUCGUCGCCGUCGCCGUCGCCGUCGUCGUGUGAAGUUGUCGCACGACGUCGCGCGCGCGGACGUCGAUGCGGAGGAGUCGACGACGGCGCGCUCGUCAAGCGCCUCCGGGAAUAACGUGGGACGACGUUAACGCGAACAAGUUGACAGUUGACAGUUGAAGUCGCGGCGCGAAGAAGAGGAAGAGGAGGAGGAGGAGGAGGAGGACACGGUGCUCGCGUGGUGUGGCUUCGUGUCAUCGUGUGCGUGUUGUGCGUGCAUGUGUGCGGGCGGCGCGGACCACCCCGGUGUUGAGGAGGACGACGCGUCGGCGGACGGCGACGGCGGGAAUCACGCGACACGACGAUGACGGCGAUGUUGGUGUCCGUUGCGGAGCUGUCCAACAUCUUCUCGGUGCUCGCCGUGCUGAUAUGCUUCUGCGGGGUCUUUCUUUUUAUCAUGAGGAACAUGAUGGUGCUACGCGUCCACGGCGACGACCUGAUGUUCGGUGGCGGCGGCGGUGGCGGAGGUGGUAACAGUGUGAUAACGCAUUCGCCGCGCAUACCGCAAAUGGAGAUGAUGAAGGUCCACAUCCCCUUCACCUUCAAGCUCCACGAGAGCUUCAAGAGCACGUACGCUGAAGUGGAGUGCGAGGUGUCCAGCCAAGUGGAGUACUCGUUGCAGGCGAUCUGGGGUGUCAGCAUCCGGGAACUGCAUCUGGCACUCUGGAAGCCCUGGAACACGUUGCGGGAUGCAUCCUUGAACGGGACUCUUCUACAGGGCCACGCGCAAUAUCUCACGGCGCCGCAAACACAGCCACACGGGGAGGAAACGCUGAGAUUAUCGCUUCCGGCGCCGGAACUGGAGCUCGGCACUCCGCCACGGCUCUGUUACCCAUUGGUGAUCUUUCUCACCCGGAGAGACAAUCGGGAUCCCCAUCCCGACGAAACGGUGGCACUGGUGAACGUCGUUCACAUCAAGGACAGCGUGUGCACGCUACCGACUUCGAUUCUAGCGCAGUACUUGAAGCAGGCGAACGGCCAGCUGUCCUGUUUAAAGCAACUCUAUCUGGCCACGGGUAACUCGAGCAACUACGACGAGAGCGAUGCGAUGUCAUCGGCAGGCCUGGGUUCGCCGGCUCUCGCGCUCGCCGAACCGUGCAACAACAACAAUAACGGUACCGGUCGCGGCGCCCUAGUGGCGUCCGGCCAAGGUGGCGGCGAUCAGGAGAACGGCUCUCUUUGGAACACCGCGGGCGAGCAGCUAUGCGUCGUCUGCCAGUACUUCCCGUUGUCGCGCGCCUUGCUACCUUGCCGGCAUACCUGCAUCUGCGCCUCGUGCUUCGGCAAGCUCGACCGGUGCCCGAUGUGUCGCAGCCCGAUCAAGAGCUACUUCUGCAUACGCAGCGAGGAAUAUAUGCCGCCGGAGAAGGAAAUCAACCUCUGCAAGCAGCGCCAGCCGAGCCACGGGCCCACCCAUUGGCUUCACGAUUGGAACGACCGGCUCACCGAUUUCCUCGGCUUCGCUCGAUAGAGGAUCGCUCUAUCUCCAAGGUCGCGUAUAUCUUGCAUACCGAGUGUCAGAAUGGUUGAAAAAGUAUUUGUUCGAUAUAGAUAAUUUCUACAGGUUUUUUUUCUCUCUUCCUCUUUCUUAAAUUCAAGAUGUAGAUAAGUCUCUCUCAUGGAUCGGUAAAACAUUAAAUACGUUCUGGAUACGUUUUAUGUAGAGGAAUGGAAGAGAGUAUUAUUAAAUUUCUAUCUUCUUUUCCAAGUUAAAUUAUAGAGGUUAAAAAUUUUUCAAGAUAUAUAAAAAUAAAAUAAAUAAUAAAUCUAUUUUCUCCUGAGAACAUAAAAACAAAAUCGCAAUUUUUCAACCUUUAAUUCUUGUUUCAGUUCUUAUCAUUUAAACAUUAAAAAUUCCAUUUCGCCUCAAAUCUUUAUCCGUUUGAUUCGAAGAAGUUACAUUUCAUUUAACAAAGAAUUUUAAUAGCUGUUAUUAUUCAAAAUUUUAAUGUUGAAAUACAUUUAUGUAGGAUUGAUCUAUAAAACAGGAAACGUCAACCAUACUGACACGUGACUGUAGUAUGAUUUAUCAUUCGAUUCUAAAUAAGGUGCGGAAGUUCAUGAGAAUUUACAUAUACACGUGAGAAAGACACUAAAGUGAUUGGGUUAUCUAUUUGGUGUCGCACGGCAUUGCAAAUAGUUUUCAUGCAUACAGGGUGUCAACGAAUCACCGCUUUUUCAACCGCAGCUUUUUCGGUCACUUUAAAAACAAAGAUUUUUUUCAUGUUCUUUUUUAUUGGAAAAGUGAGGAUAGUCAUCAUUUAUCACCUUUCUAAUUUUUAAUGUUAUAUAUCUUUGAAAUUAACAAAUAUUAAAAUUUUAUUAAAACAAAAUUUAUAUUUGGAAUUAUCUGAGAAUAUUACAGUUCUAUAUCAAAGAUUUUUUUCUUCUAAAGAAUUCAUUUUGUGUAAAUCAUCUAUCUUCAAUCGUUGACUAUUAAAAAAUUAUAUACAAGCGAUUUACCUGUUUUAAAAAGAUUUUUUAAAAUAUGCUUGCAAGUUUAAGAUUAUUUUAAAAAAUUAGUUUUUUGUCGAGGUUCCCAAUUAUAUCUAAUUUUCAUUGGUUUUUUUAAAGACACUCCUUGUAAAAAAACGUAAACGUUUCAUUUCUUUUAUCGAAAGUCAAUUAUAAAUUCAGUUUCGAAACACCCUAUAUAAACGUAAUAUCCCCUUCACUGUACUGCUCGCGUCAUCGGACCGUGUAGCCUGUCCGAACAAAUCUCAGAUCAUUCAAUCGGGAAGGUUGACCAUGAAAAACGAACUUUCGCAUCCUAUUUAAAAGGUAGACACGCGCGAUCCAGUUGGAUCGUCCUUGCGUAUUAAGCUAGACAUUUCCGCGGAUCGAACGCAAUCACGGAACUAGGUAUUCAUGUAAUACAAUUAACAGUUAAAUAUUUAAUGUCUAUAAAAGAUUAUUAAUAAGUUACGCAAUGUAUGUCGAGAAUUUGCGAAGAUGAUGUUCGACGUUCGGAAAUGCCUAACUAUAGAUGCGAAGAUAUGAGCGACGCCGAGUGUACUCAGUCUACGAUUGAGAAGUCUAUUCAAAGGAGAACUCGAGGAGUUGCCAAAAUAUCGAAAGAAAUGUGACGUUAUCAUAAAUUUUCGUCGAAUACGGUAUCGGCCUAAUAAGAACCAGGCACAAAAAAAUUGUCUUUAACAUAAUAGUUUAAUUAUACAGAUAUAAUUUGAAUGCUUUAGUCAUAUUUCGGGCAAAUAAAAUCCUAAAAAAAUCGUGCGUUUCGACCUCCGUCUUACAUCGAUUCCAGCACAUUUAGGAUGUGCUUCACCAAGCAAUGAAUUCAUUUUAAUAGACAAAUAUUGCGAAAAGAUCAUAUAAAUACGCGAGAAAUUACAGAAGACGAAGAGCUAAAAAAAAUAAGUAACGCAAUUGUCAAACAGAUUGAUUGGAGGAGUUCAAAUUCUAUUUGUAUAGUUAAACUUUUUUGGAGACAAUUUUUUGCCCUUUUUCUGUGCCUGGCUCUUAGUAAUUUCGAUAUUGCAUUUGAUUUAUAUUUUAUUAUUAGAGCCAUAUCUCGUCUUUAUAAAUUUUCGUUUCUUAAGCAAAAUGAGCAAAGUCCUUUUUUUUAUUCCAUUCGUAUGAUAGAAGAACUUAGAACAAAGUAUCUUAAUGUAUGUAAAAAGAUUGUUAAAAAUCAUCCGAUUAAUAUAGAGAUUUAAUUAUUAAAAAAUGAUUCUAAUUUUACAUUAGAAUCAUUUUAUUUUCUUGAGACGUGUUUAAAAAUCGCGAUCGUUCUGUCUCUGCGGCGUGUAAUUAUGCUUUUUCUCAAAAUUCACAACGAAUGAAAUGAUGAAAGCGCAUUAAGAUUACGAUAUAUUAUCCAACUUUAUUAUAUCUAUAGAUAGAGAGAUCUCGAAAUAGAUGAUUAAAUUUUAGUAGUGUAUUUUAUUUAUCUUGAGGAUUUUUAAAAGAAAUUAUUUUCCGAGUUAUACAUUUUUUUUCGUUGCGAUAUAAUUUUUUACGUGGCAUUGUCGCAACCAAAUCUUGAAUACGACUUAAGCCGCGAUUGAACAAUGCCUAUACUCGUACUGAUUGUGAGAAAAGACGUGCUUGAGGAACACCGUAGACACUGAAUAUUGUCGGGAAAAAAUUUUGAGAAUGCAAUUGUAUUCCCCUAAAUGUCUGUGUAUAUAUCACCCAACGUAAUCGAAAAAUUUUUACUAUGUGACAUUUUAUAUAUGUAAGUAUGUUUAGAUGUAAAUAUACGCGCGCACAUACACUAUGCUAAGCGAAUCUACGUAUUCGCCAUUAGAUUACUCGAUUAUUUGGUAUAUAUGUACGAUUAAUAUAUAAGUUUACCUAUCUAGUAUAAUGCUCGCUCCCGCGAGAAGUGUUUCCUUUGAAAAAAAUUCACACGCACGUAUAGUUGAAGUAUUAUAAAAGCCCAUUUUCGCAAAUUCCACGAAUUAAAUAGCAUAUGAAUGGCAAGUUUCGUUAAUAAAAUGCAAGACAGAGUAUUUGAUCGAGAGAAGGUGAGAGAUAUUAAUUCGCUAGAUUAAGAGAUCAUCAUUUUAACAUUUAACGCUGUAAAUAGACAGACUGUGAUAAUUCUAACAAUGUUUGCGCGAAUGCGUCCCGUAAACGGAGAGCUAUGAGAAGAGAAAGGAAUCGUUUGGGAGAAUCUUUCCUCCGGGAAAGAGAGGCCACAGUGGUUUAUGGAGGUUGAUCGAAGAAUAUUGAGAGAGUGUGAAGGCCUUUGCAGUCAAUUUAUCGUAAAAGAAAUUUAAUAUCGAGUUUUAAGCGAUGAAAAACGCGGAUCUCGAACCGUUCGAAGCACACCUGUAUAUAAUUUAUUUAAAUAAAGUGUAUUGGCUGGCAUUUGA
This is a messenger RNA of Formica exsecta, 5235 nucleotides long. RefSeq names its product cell growth regulator with RING finger domain protein 1-like. Lineage: Eukaryota; Metazoa; Arthropoda; Insecta; Hymenoptera; Formicidae. The transcript has 6 exons. The coding region runs from base 699 to 1865 and encodes 388 amino acids. The record is from RefSeq and is a predicted model, not a curated record. Gene Ontology annotation, biological process: negative regulation of cell growth.